AUGGGCGACAAAGGCCGUGAUAUUCCAAUGGAAACACAGUUCUUGCUGUUAGAAACAAAGAAUGGAUCCUCAGAUAAUAAUGAAAUUGUUUAUACUGUCGUCCUUCCUUUAGUUGAAGGACCAAUUAAAGCUAGUCUUCAGGGGAAUGACAAGGACGAGGUGGAGUUGUGUUUAGAGAGUCGGGCUAUUAAGACUGUUGGAUCGGUGCUUGGGCAUUCGGUGUAUAUAAGUGCCGGUACUGAUCCAUUCGAGACCAUACACGAGGCCAUGAUGGCUGUGAAGUUGCAUCUGGGGACAUUCAGGCUAAGGCACGAGAAAAAAUUACCCGGGAUUGUGGAUUCUUUUGGGUGGUGUACUGGGAUGCUUUCUACGACGAGGCUUACUGGGAUUAAAGAAAAUGAAAAAUUUCAGAACAAAGUUGAUCACAUAGCGGGAAUGAAGAAUAUCAUCAAAUUUGUAAAAGAAAAGUACAGUUUGAAGUAUGUGUACAUUUGGCAUGCUAUUAUAGGCUAUUGGGCUGGAGUUCAACCGGAAGUUAAGGAAAUGGAGGAGUAUGGAUGUUUCAUUGAGUAUCUAAAGUUGUCCAAGGGAGUGGUAGAGAAUGAACAGAGUCAUUUAGCCUCUGCUGGAAUAGAUGGGGUGAAAGUUGAUGGGCAAUGCUUAUUAGAGACCCUUGGGAAUGGUUUGGGGGGUCGUGUCGAGUUAAUCAGCAAAUAUCAGCAAGCACUUGAUGCUUCUGUUGCUAAGAAUUUUCCUGAUAAUGAAUGCAUUGCCUGCAGGAGCCAUAACAUCGAUUCAUUUUACUGCUCAAAACAAACUGCUAUAGUGAGAGCAUCAGAAGGUUUCUCCCCACUCAAACCUAUAUCACACACAAUCUAUAUUGCUUCAGUUGCAUACAAUAGCGUCUUCCUUGGAGAAUUCAUGCUCCCAGAUUGGGACAUGUUCCAUUCUCUCCAUCCGGAAGCCGAGUACCAUGGAUCAGCAAAGGCUAUCAGUGGUGGACCUGUCUACAUUAGGGGAGAUGAUGUCCAUCUUAUUUCUGAAGUUGCGUUGGACUCCAACUGGAAUGGCGACUGCACUGUGUACUCUCACCGGAGUGGUGAUCUUGUCACUUUGUCACACAACGAUGAUAUGCUCGUGUCACUCAAGGUCCUCAAGCACGAGAUUUUUACCAUUACACCAGUUAAAGUAUUGGCACCCAGGUUCAGUUUUGCACCUUUGGGAAAGGGAUAUGAAGGUGAAGGGAACAGUAAUGCUGAAGAUAGACUUCGGAACUUGAGCAUAGAAGUGGUUGCAUUAGUCUCCAUGAAGGUAAAGGGCUGUGGGCGCUUUGGCACAUACGCAUCGGCUAAGCUUAGAAAGUGUAGAGUCGGAUUAUCUGAGGUCGACUUUGCAUAUGAAUUAGCCUCUGGUUUGCUAAGAACGAACUUGCUCGAUAUGCCUCAUGAGGAUCAGAAAGUUCAUACUGUUGAGAUCGAAUUAUGA
Molecule: messenger RNA, 1485 nt
Organism: Fraxinus pennsylvanica
Lineage: Eukaryota; Viridiplantae; Streptophyta; Magnoliopsida; Lamiales; Oleaceae
Source: the annotation of a GenBank genome assembly